Molecule: messenger RNA, 1425 nt
Organism: Symbiodinium pilosum
Lineage: Eukaryota; Dinophyceae; Suessiales; Symbiodiniaceae
Source: the annotation of a GenBank genome assembly
AUGCCGAACGUCAAAGUACGUACGCCGACCGCAGAUCCAGCAAGCCCGAAACUGAUCAUCAGAAAUACAUCAGCUCCAGAGGGAAAGUUGCGCCAGGCCAGGUUUGGUUCUCCGGAUUACAAAGUCAUCCGCUUUGCGGUCAUCUCUCGUGCGGUGGUCAUCUGUUUAUCUAUCCUGUCUGACUGGGCGAUCCCCGACCAUGAGCCUGAUCCUUCCGUAGCAAGAUCGCCUGGAGUCUCUCCAUGGCUUCGGGCCUUCACGCGUUGGGAUGCCGCACGUUUCGUGAAGAUUGCGCAGCAAGGCUACUUGCUCGAGGAGGACUACGCGUUCAUGCCAGUAUUGCCCUUGGCCAUAUCUGGGAGCGUGCGGCUUGCGAGCAUGGUUCUUCCCGAGAUAGGUCCAGUGCAUUUCGUGGCUAUAGGAAUGAUGAUUACAAACAGCUGCUUCGUUCUAGCUGCGUGGCUGCUGUACCGGCUGGGCCUGUUAGUGCUGCAGGACCAGCUACUUGCGUUUCGCUCUGCAAUUGUUUUCUGCCUGUCCCCUGCCGGUGUCUUCUACAGCACUGUGUACACAGAGAGCCCCUUUGCAGCCUGUUCCUUCGGAGGGCUCUUUCUGCUGGAGCUCAACCGGCCCCUGCUUGCAGCGGUAUUCUUUGGGCUUGGAACCGGUCUUCGUUCGAACGGCAUGCUGAAUGCGGGUUUCCUGGUCUAUCACUGUGCGUGUACAAUGCUUCGGGAUCUGCAAGGAGGGACCGAACCACUUCAAGUGCUUAUUACGGGUGCAAAGAGGCUCGGCAUGCUGGUGCUGGGCGUCGCAAUUAGCGUUGGGCCUUUUUUGGCUUUUCAAGUCUAUGCCAUCCAGAAAGAGUGUUACGUGAAGGAUGCUUGUGCUGAAGCUGAGCAGUGUAGCAUUUCUGAGCAACCUCCACCAUGGUGUCAAGGAUCUAUACCGAGUGUAUACAUGCACGUUCAGAAGAAGUACUGGCAAGGAGGCUUCCUAUGUUACUGGCAGCUGAAGCAGUUACCGAACUUUGCGCUGGCAGCACCUGCCUUAUCCCUUACGGCGCUUGGCGUUCGGCAUAUUUUGCUCGACUUUUUUGGGCAAUUACAGCAUUGGGCACAGGUUAGGAGUGAAGAUACGCCAGCGCUUAGAGCUGCCACUGGCAUUUGCAGAGCCGUUCUUCUAUGCCCACUGCUACCUCAUGCGCUCCACUGGGGUCUCCUGGCAACAUACCUACUGCUAUGCGCAAACGUACAGAUAGUUACGCGCGUGCUGGGAUCUGGGUGUCCUGUCUUCCACUGGUUUGUGGCCUCCCUGUUGUUUUCACGUAGAUUGCACAAGACUUCAUGGCUGCUGAAAUGCUACCUGGGCGUGUUUAAUUUCGUGGGCAUCAUCCUGCAUCCGAACUUCCUGCCCUGGACAUGA